Varroa destructor (honeybee mite) is the source of this 2865-nucleotide messenger RNA. Its product is annotated as chitin deacetylase 1-like. Gene Ontology annotation, molecular function: chitin binding; hydrolase activity, acting on carbon-nitrogen (but not peptide) bonds; protein binding. Gene Ontology annotation, biological process: carbohydrate metabolic process. The record is from RefSeq and is a predicted model, not a curated record. Gene Ontology annotation, cellular component: extracellular region. NCBI's taxonomy places the organism in Eukaryota, Metazoa, Arthropoda, Arachnida, Mesostigmata, Varroidae.
AUGUUACCGUGGAUACCGAGGAACACAGCCGUGGGCUUUCUCGUGCUUUCCGUCGCUUUGUGCGGUGUCCAUAGCACGUCGAUCAGCAGUCGCCAUAAGCGACAGGUCAAACAACUUGAAGCAGAUAUUGAAAAUGAUGCCGAGCUCUGCAAGGGUCGAUCACCGUCAGAAUAUUUCCGUUUGACGGCCGACGAAGAUUGUCGAGAUGUAGUCCGUUGCUCUGUUCAAGGCCUGCUGGCCUUGCGCUGUCCUUCAGGAUUGGCGUUUGACAUUGACAAACAAACCUGCGACUGGAAGUCGAACGUAAAAAAUUGCAAGCAGCUUGAGAAGCCUCGACUUGUGGCCCCGCUGCUAGCUACCGACGAGCCUCUCUGCGAUCCUGGCAAGCUUGCUUGCGGUAAUGGGGAUUGUAUCGAAAAGGAACUCUUCUGUAACGGCGUAGAAGAUUGUAGCGACAGUUCGGACGAAAACGUCUGUACGGUGGACAAGGAUCCAAAUCGCGCUCCACCAUGCGACCAGUCACAGUGUGUACUUCCCGACUGUUUCUGCUCAGUGGACGGUACUCAGAUCCCUGGCAAGCUCGAGCCCAACACCGUACCUCAGAUGAUCACCAUCACUUUUGAUGACGCUAUAAACAACAAUAAUAUUGAUUUGUAUGAUAAGAUCUUUAGGGAAGGCCGUAACAAUCCUAAUGGAUGUAUGAUCAAGGGCACCUUCUUCGUUUCGCACAAAUACUCUAACUAUUCAGCCAUCCAGGAGAUGCACCGGAAGGGACACGAAAUGGCCGCCCAUUCUAUCACCCAUAAGCACGAUGAGAAGUACUGGUCUGAAGCAUCCGUUGAAACCUGGGCAAAGGAAAUGGCCGGAGUGCGUCUGAUUAUGGAGCGCUUCUCCAACAUCACUGAUAAUUCUAUAGUAGGAGUACGCGCUCCCUAUCUCCGGGUCGGUGGUAACAGUCAAUUCAAAAUGAUGGAAGAUCAAUCCUUCCUCUAUGACUCAACGAUCGCUGCCCCACUUUCAAAUCCACCCCUGUGGCCAUACACUCUCUACUUUCGUAUGCCUCACAAGUGUCAUGGAAACGGCCAAAAUUGUCCCUCACGUUCGCACGCUGUCUGGGAGAUGGUGAUGAAUGAGUUGGAUCGUCGUGACGACCCGUCAUUCGACGAAGAACUCGCUGGUUGCGCUAUGGUGGACGCCUGCUCGAACAUUAUUUCAGGCGAACAAUUCUACAACUUCCUGAACCACAACUUCGAGAGACAUUACAAGACGAAUCGCGCCCCACUGGGUCUGUACUUCCACGCCGGCUGGCUCAAGCUCAAUCCCGACUAUCUAGACUCAUUCAUCCAGUGGAUUGACGAAACGCUCGCCAAGAACGACGUAUUCUUCGUAACGCUAACUCAGGUAUUGCAGUGGAUGCAGGAUCCGACCCCGAUCGCUGGCGUUCGUGACUUUACUAACUGGAAGGAAAAAUGCGACGUCAAGGGUCAACCUCUUUGCUCUCUGCCGAACGCUUGCCCGUUAACGACUAGAGAGCUGCCUGGGGAAACUAUCCGACUUCACACGUGCAUCGAAUGCCCGCAGAACUACCCCUGGCUCGAGGACCCCACGGGAGACUACUAUGCGUUUAAGAAAUACCAUAAGCACGAUGAGAAGUACUGGUCAGAAGCAUCUGCCGAAACCUGGGCGAAGGAAAUGGCUGGAGUGCGUCUGAUUAUGGAACGGUUCUCUAACAUCACUGAUAAUUCUAUAGUGGGAGUUAGAGCGCCCUAUCUUCGAGUAGGAGGCAACAACCAGUUCUUCAUGAUGGAGCAGCAAGCCUUCUUUUAUGACUCAACAAUCGCCGCCCCGCUUUCAAAUCCACCCCUGUGGCCAUACACUCUUUAUUUUCGUAUGCCUCACAAGUGUCACGGAAAUGGGCAAAAUUGUCCCUCACGCUCGCACGCUGUGUGGGAGAUGGUGAUGAAUGAGCUGGAUCGUCGUGACGACCCGUCCUUCGACGAAGAACUUGCUGGUUGCGCUAUGGUAGACGCCUGCUCGAACAUUAUUUCAGGCGAACAGUUCUACAACUUCCUGAACCACAACUUCGAAAGGCACUACAAGACGAAUCGCGCCCCACUAGGUCUGUACUUUCACGCCGGCUGGCUCAAGCUUAAUCCCGAUUAUAUAGAGUCAUUCCUCCAGUGGAUUGACGAGGUGCUCGCCAAGAACGACGUCUACUUCGUAACGAUGACGCAGGUACUGGAUUGGAUCCAAAAGCCAACCGAUAUUACUGGGGUCCGUGACUUCGCCCCAUGGAAGGCCAAGUGCGAUGUCAAGGGCCAACCCCUUUGUUCUCUACCCAAUGCCUGCCCAUUGACAACCAGAGAGCUUCCCGGUGAAACCAUCCGUUUACAUACUUGCGUCGAGUGCCCACAAAACUAUCCUUGGCUGGAGGAUCCCACUGGAGACUACUAUGCCUUUAAGAAAUGAAAGGCUUUAUUAAAACGUUUGAACAGCCGCAAUGCACAACUUGUUCUCGUUGUUAAAGUAGGACUUAUUUUUCUGUCCGCUAUACCGUAAUGAGCAGGAACUGAACGUGAACAAGACAGUAUCAAACGGCAGAGCGCCGUAAAUAACAAUUUAAACCAACACAAACGAUACCUGCAGUGAUCAAAUGCAUGCGAUAACGAUAGUUAUUAUUUAACCGUAAUUCUUUUAAUAUAUAUUAUGUACUAUGAUUUUACUAUAUAAUUUUGCAAUAUAAUUACCCAGCUUUACAGCCAGGCCGUAGGGAACGAAAAUCGCUUUUUGCAAUUGGUACAUAACAACAACAACACCAGACAGGCCUUCGGAGUGUAAAUAUUGUAUAUAGAAUAAAGCUCUGCU